AGGCACGAACAGCAGCUCCGACGACCAAGAGCAGACACAGCUUUAGACGGGCUGCUACAGCUGAGCUCAGCCGUCUGUGUACUCUCCCAAACAGCCUAGACAAGAGGAGACAGACAAGAGGUGGCGGCCGAAUAAGAACCAGCGAGAACGGCGCGAAGACAAAAGGGACAAAUUGGAUGACAUUUUCCUGGCUAACGUUGCUCUUAUCCCCCGCCACACACGCGCACAUAUUUCACACCUUCUUUCAAGACAGCCGGCAGCGGGUAAAGUUGGUCCCCCGUCUCCCUUGUGAACAUUUCUAGUAGAAGGUCUUGUUGAGGAUCGACUUGUUACAGUGCGGAUUUUCAGAGCUCGUCCCCGGCGGAUGAACGAUGCCUGUUGGAUACUGACAUUUCCGGAGGAAGGCUGUCCGUGAACGUGCCACAUGCGCGUGGAAGAUAUGGAUCCACUUUCACUCUAGCCAAGAUUUGCCGCGUUUUUUUAAAAAAAAAAAACAUUUUUUUUUUUUUCCCAAAAUUUACUUUUAUCCUCAUUUUAAAGGACGUUUGGGAUUACUAGACUCUUCUGGGGUUACAAUCAUGAACUUUGUUGUUAGUUUGGUACAAAUUCUCUUGGCAGCGGUUCUUCACCUAUCCACAGUAAAGACUGCCAGCAUUAACAAGGGAGUGGAUAAGCGUAAAAAUGAGGUCAUCCAACUCACAGAAGUCAUCAAUAAGAGUCGGUGCCAGCCAAGAGAGGUGCUUGUGGAUAUCUUCACGGAGUAUCCAGAAGACACGGAGCACACCUACAUCCCUUCCUGCGUGGUCCUCAGUCGGUGUGGAGGCUGCUGCAGUGACGAGGCGAUGGAGUGCGUACCGACUGAAACCCGCAACGUUACACUGCAGGUAAUGCAGCUGAGAACGAUGGUAAUACAACAUAAAAUCCAGUUAAGCUUCACGGAGCAUCAAAAGUGUGACUGCAGAUUAAAGCCCGAAGUUCAAGCAAAGAAUGAAUACCACUGUGCGCCUUGUUCAGAGAGAAGGAAGCGCUUGUUUGUGCAGGACCCUCUCACCUGUAAAUGCUCCUGCAAAUUCACACAAUUAGACUGCAAGUCCAGGCAGCUUGAGUUAAACGAAAGAACUUGCAGAUGUGACAAACCGAGGAGGUGAGACGGGGUGACGCAGACUACACUGUUAUGAAGGAAUUCUCUUUGGCACAGCACUUUGAAACCUGAGGAUGCAUUCCCUGCAAGACGCUCCACGACAACGCCAGACAGGACAUUCUGGAUGCUGAUCCCACCUAACGCUAUACAAUAUAUAUGUACAUAUUCUCUCCAAGUACAUCAACAAUGUGUAUUGCUGCUACUAUUUAAGACUAAAACGACUUACGCUGCCGCGUGUGAACGGGACGAGCGUCGAAGAAGCGGAGGUCAGCGCAAGGAUUUAUAGAUUUUAUUCGAUGUAACACUUCACUGGAUGCUGGUCUGCUGUGGAUACGAACAUUGACAUACGCCUCACGUUAAGGAAAGGAAAAAAACGAUCGAAUCCUUGAAUGCAGCGCAAAGACGAACUAAAGGGGGACUGGUGGACGAUUUAAGGACCUGCAGCACUUGAACUGUAUGGCAGGUUGAAGAAGUUCAGAAGUAGUGUCUCCAGGGUAGGAAGUGACUACACUUAAAAGGACAAUCCGACACAACUGCUGACACAGGUGGUGACGAAUAAUGUGACCUUCUUCCCCCCCGAACGGAAGUUCAGUGACGAUGGCAAGAACCAAACGAACAUUUUGCCAAGGAGUUUUGCGAAAGAUUGGGGGCGGUGUAUCCAAGUAACGGUUUGAAAGUCAGGGUUAAAGGUAACGGACCACGGCCCGUCUGGUCCGGCCUUCGACACACAACUUCUCCCGAGUUGGAAAGUAUAUUUUCUGUGCACAGAGUUUAUUUGUAUUUUUUUAAAUAUUGUGUUACUUUCACAAAAUGUCUUGAGACCAGGCUAAAGGGAUGUUGUUUGUAGGUGUAGAAGACAAUGAGUAAUGACUAGAUGACCUGAAAACAGGUCUGUCCGUAACUCGAAAAAAAAACCCUUAAGCCGUUUUAGAUCCUCCUGAGAGCUAGUGUCCUCUGAAGUGGACGUAUGCGUUUUGCAAAGCAGGGCAAUUAUUUUUCCUCAAAAUGUGGACCUAUAAAAAAUAUAUAUAGACCAGAACCACUAAUGUCUUCUGCAGUUUUUGAAUAAGAAGUCAUUUUUCCCCCCCCCCGAAAUGUUACCCUGACAACAGAAAUUGACAUUUGUGUUCUGCAUAACAAGGCAUUUUUUUUUAAAUGUGUAAAUCAGACACAAUUUGUUUUUUAAUCAGAUGGCUAUUUAUUCCCCCAAAAUGUAAUUUCUGACAAAAGAAAUGAGAACAUUACAAAUGUCCACUGCAGUGGACAUACUGUGUGUGUUUUGCAGAACGAGGGGAAUUUUUUUUCCCUAAACUAAUUUCUGUCUUUGGUCUAUCACUGCAGUGGACAUUUGUGUUUAGCAUAACAGGAAUAUUUUUCCUUUAUUUUUGUUAUGCAUAAGAAUACUUUUUUUUUUGUUUUCUGUAAUAUGUAACUGACAAAAAAAAAACACAUAGACCAAAAACAUAUGUCCACUAUUGUGGACGUAUGUGUUUUGCAUAACAAGGCUAUUUUGAUUUUUGUUUUUCCGAAAUAUGUACCUCUUAAAUGCCGAUUUAGGCAACGGAACAUUUUUUUUUUCCUGAAAUGUGUUCAUUUGACAAAGGAAAAAUGCCAAAUGUCCACUUUGUUCAACAUAACAGGGCUAUUUGUUUUAUGCUUUAAAACAAAUAGCCCUGUUAUUUUAAACAAAAAUGUCCACUGUAGUUGACAUUUGUGUUUAGCAUUAUAGGACAAUUUUUCCCCCCAUAUUUGUUAUGCAUAAGAAGGACUUUUUUCCCUUUAAUAUAAUCUGAAAAAAACAAAAAUAGACCAAAGACAUGUGUCCACUAUAGUGGACAUAUGUGUUUUGCAUAACAAGGCUAUUUUUGGUCCCCAAAUAAAAUAACGCUGUUAUGUUAAACACUAAUGACAUUUGUGUUUAGUAUAACAUGACAAUUUUUUUCCCACUUUUGUUAUGCAUAAUAAUAUUUUUUUUUCCCCAUAAUAUGUUUUUCUGACAAAAAAAAAAUAGACCAAAGGACAUAUAGUAUCUCCACUAUAGUGGACAUAUGUGUUUUGCAUAACAAGGCUAUUUUUAUUUAUUUUUCCCGAAAAAUGUACCUCUCAAAUGCCGAUUUACACAACGGACAUUUUUUUUUUUUCCUGAAAUGUGUACAUUUGACAAAGGAAAGACACCAAAUGUCCACCCUGUUCAACAUAACAGGGCUAUUUGUUUUUUUAAAUGUGUAAAUCAGACCAAACAAAUAGCCCUACGUUAAACACUAAUGUCCACUGCAGUGAAAUUAAAAGAAAUAGACCACACACACCACAAUGUCCACAUUAGUGGACGCUGGUUCUUAGGAGGAUUAAAAAAUGGCUUUGUCUGUGUUCCAAAGAAAACAAGUCAUGCUUCCACAACACAGCAAUUCAUCGUCAACGGCUCGUACGUACUUACUUGAUAUCCCUUCUGUCAAAUAGAUUACAUUUUAAUUUAUAGAACGCGUUCAGUAUUCUGUAUUAUAAUAUUUAUAUGCAGUGUUACAGUGAUUUUGUUGUUUGUCCUCACUCUCAAUCUGCUUCGAGAUUGAACACCUUCGACAUGUGGAUGCCUUUUGUUUCUUGGGGUUUUUUUUUGCGAGGGACUGAAAACAAUGCUUUGACAUUCCUGAGUUGAACUCGAGCUGUGUCGUUAAAACCGGCCAGAGAGGGGAGGGGGGGGGGGGGGGGGGGGGGGGGGGUCAUGUUGACCAAUAGAAACCCCAAGUCAUCGUGAUGCACCGGCACAGGUGCUUUUCUUUUUUUUUUUUGGACCCGGGCUUGUGGUUUUGCACCCGUUUGCCCACAGACACGUCAUUAUCAGGACAGAAGGAGUCUCGGCUCAGCUCGGACCUAAUCUAGCGAGGACUCUAGUUUGAGGCUGGCGAACUGGCACUGUACUUACUAACUGUGGCUUCUUCGACCAGGAAACUAUGGCGCAGGUGUACGUCAGAAAAUGUAUUCACAUAUACAUUAUUAUCUAUUUGCCUGACGACUGGGUGCCUCUGCACUGGACUGUUUGGUUGGUGUCUCCAAUUUCGAAGGGAGGAAAAAAACUAAAAUAAAUCCCGGUUCUCUAGAGCAGACCUGGGCAAAUUGAGCUUUUAAAUUUGGCCCGCCGGACAUUCCCAAAUCAUUUUUUAGAUCUUAAGACGGAAAGUGGAGCUGCAUUAUGAUGUUUUCUAGCAACCGUAAGUCUUCAACUAUACUAAGUAGGGGUGUAGAAAAAAAUCGAUACGAAUACGAAUUGAUACGAAUACGUUGUGUGUUAUUUAUUACCUUUUAAAACCAGCCCUGUUUUGGCAGGUUAAUGUAAUAUCGAUGACUUAUUCAUCAUAAUCUGUUCAUCCGAGUCCACGAUACAAAUACGACCGAGUCACUUACCUGAGUGAUAAUAUUGUUGGCUUUUUAUGAGUGAAACAGUUCUUUUAGCUGCCAGGCCCUGUCUCCCAAUAGUGAAUAUUAUUCAAAAAAUUCUCAAUCCAGACAGUGAUCCGGAUCACCCCCAAAAUGUAAUCAUUUGUUCCUUAGCCCAAUUCUGACAUUUCCUGAAAGUUUUAUGAAAAUCCGCACAUAACUUUUUGAACAAUCUCACUGUUUUUCUAUUGCAAAAUGAAAUUAAUGGAGUGAACCCUCCUGUCAGUCAUCUACUCUCUUUGUCUCUGUGGAUGAAGGCCGGGUUAUCCCAUUUUUGACAUUUUCUGAAUGUUUCAUUAUCAUUUAGAUGAGGUAAUUACUGUAUGGUAUGUGUAAUAUAUAUAUAUAUAUAUAUUAGGGGUGUGGGGAAAAAUCGAUUCGAAUACAAAUCGAAUCGUUUAUGUUGUGCGAUUCAGAAUCGAUUCAAAUUUUUUUUUAAAUCAAUCUUUUUUAUUUUUUUAAUCAAUCCAACAAACCACUAGACAGCAAUACCAUAACAAUGCAAUCCAAUUCCAAAACCAAACCUGACCCAGUAACACUCAGAACUGCAAUAAACAGAGCAGUCGAGAAGACACAAACACCACACAGAACAAACCAAAAGUAGUGAAACAAAAAUGAAUAUUAUCGAUAUUAGUUAUAAUUUCGGCAUAGCAGUGAUUAAAAAUCCCUCACUGACAUUAUCAUUAGACAUUUAUAAAAAUAAUAAAAAAAGAAUAGUGUCAGAGUGGCUUACACUUGCAUGGCAUCUCAUAAGCUGGACAACACACUGUGUCCAAUGUUUUCACAAAGAUAAAAUAAGUCAUAUUUUUGCUUCCUUUAAUAUUUCAAACAAAUUUACAUUAUUGCAAUCAGUUGAUAAAACAUUGUCCUUUACAAUUAUAAAAGGUUUUUUUUUUAAAUCUACUUCUCUGCUAGCAUGUCAGCAGACUGGGGUAGAUCCUGCUGAAAUGUAUUGAAUGAAUACAGAAUCAUUUUGAAUCGGAAAAAUAUCGUUUUUGAAUCGAGAAUCAAAUUGAAUCGAAUCGAAAAAAUCGAUAUAUUAUCGAAUCGUGACCCCAAGGAUCGAUAUUGAACCGAAUCGUGGGACACCCAAAGAUUCGCAGCCCUAAUACUAAGUAUUUCAAUGCUUGGAAUCUGAAUUUAUGGAUGCUAUGCCAGUUACUAUGGUAAUCCAAUUAGUUACUAUGGUAAUCUAAUUAGCUACUAUGGUAAUGUAAGUCACAGCAGCUCAGACAAGGCACCAAGCAGUGUGGGUGGGGAGUGUUUCCACAGACGUGGAAGGAGAUUUUCACAACAAAGUUCUAAAGUUUAGUGAUAUAUCAGAUAUAUCAGAUUGUGGUAGGUUUAUUUUGCAUAUCUCACUGUUUGUUGCGUUUCACUUGAUUGUAAAAUGUGUCGAUGGAAAGGGGGUGUAACGUUCAUAUUUUGUCAAUAUUCAGCGUUUUAUCCUUCAUAGAAAAAUGUCAAAUUCCAUUAGGCUUUUUAAGGCGGUUAACGUUUUUAGCAUUCAAUCAGACAUUAUUGUGAGGUUUUGUAUUAGUGUUCAUAAAAAUAGAUAUACCGGCCCCCAGACACAUUUUUUGUUCUCUAAAUGUGGCCCCCAGAGUGUAAAUAAUUGCCCAGGCCUGCUCUAGAGGAUUGAUCUCAAAAGACCGUGUUCUUAAAGAGCGAGAAGCAAAAGUUUCCAGGACUCGAUGCCAGUUGCGACACUGUUCUUGUAUCAGUCAUGUGAGCCAGCAGUAAACUCUGACGUUGCCACCUUCAAACUAAAGUCCCGAGAGUGACUCGGAACUGAGACACUUGACAGCUGGGUCGCCUCUAACGCCUCUUAAAAGUCCUCAUUUGAUGAGAACAUUCUCUUUGUAUUUAAAUGACAACUUUUUUUUUUUGAGUUUGUACAACCACAAAAAUUUUUUUAGUAUAUUUUCACAUUAAUAUAUUUAUUUCUGCUGUAAAUUCUUUUACAAUAUUAAUAGUUUUUUUUUUGUUGUUUCUAGUGUAUUAAACAUAUUUAUUUUUCAAAUAAA
Messenger RNA from Nerophis ophidion (straightnose pipefish), 6600 nucleotides. RefSeq names its product vascular endothelial growth factor Aa (gene vegfaa). The coding region runs from base 579 to 1148 and encodes 189 amino acids. Gene Ontology annotation, biological process: vascular endothelial growth factor receptor signaling pathway; response to hypoxia; positive regulation of angiogenesis. NCBI's taxonomy places the organism in Eukaryota, Metazoa, Chordata, Actinopteri, Syngnathiformes, Syngnathidae. The transcript is spliced from 7 exons. Gene Ontology annotation, molecular function: growth factor activity; vascular endothelial growth factor receptor 1 binding; heparin binding. Gene Ontology annotation, cellular component: membrane. The record is from RefSeq and is a predicted model, not a curated record.